Molecule: messenger RNA, 3546 nt
Organism: Scomber japonicus (chub mackerel)
Lineage: Eukaryota; Metazoa; Chordata; Actinopteri; Scombriformes; Scombridae
Gene: ext2
Product: exostosin glycosyltransferase 2
Exons: 15
Coding region: 164-2323 (719 amino acids)
Cellular component (GO): membrane
Molecular function (GO): glycosyltransferase activity
Source: RefSeq, a predicted model, not a curated record
UGAAAGCUAACGUUAGCUCGCUGCUAAGUUCUCAUCACCACUGUAUUUACAAGCGAGCCUUUAGCUUAGUUAGUCUUCUCACCGUCGCCAUGAAUUGACACCGACCUGUCGAAGCCCCUUCAGAUAAACGUCUCGUGGCUGGUUGGACAGAGAGGAGUCAGGCAUGUACGCCUCUGGUAAAUACAGUUCCCGGGGGCCGGCUCUUAUCCCACGGAUGAAGACCAAGCACCGCAUAUACUACAUCACCCUCUUCUCCGUGGUGCUGCUCGGACUCAUUGCCACUGGGAUGUUCCAGUUCUGGCCUCACUCUAUUGAGUCCACCGCUGACUGGACCCUGGAUAAACGCAGUGUUCAUGAUGCACCUCUGGUCCGCCUCCCUGUCUCCAGUCCCAUUCCUGAGAGGGGUGACCUCAGCUGUCGCAUGCACACCUGUUUUGACGUGUAUAGAUGUGGCUACAAUCCCAAGAACCGUAUAAAGGUUUACAUCUACCCUCUGCAGAGGUUUGUGGAUGAACUGGGGGUUCCCAUCAGCAGCACUGGACUGUCACGAGAAUACAAUGACCUUCUUAGUGCCAUCUCUGACAGUGACUUUUACACAGAUGACGUCACCAGGGCUUGUCUUUUUAUUCCAUCCAUUGAUGUGCUGAAUCAGAACUCCCUGCGUGUCAGAGAGACUGCCCAGGCACUGGCAAUGCUACCUAGGUGGGACAAAGGAAUGAAUCAUCUACUUUUCAACAUGCUACCUGGAGGUCCUCCAGACUACAACACUGCUUUGGAUGUGCCCAGGGACAGAGCACUGCUGGCUGGUGGUGGUUUCUCUACAUGGACCUACAGACAAGGUUAUGAUGUCAGCAUCCCAGUUUACAGCCCCCUCUCCGCUGAUGUUGAGCUGCCUGAGAGACAGCCUGGACCCCGGCGCUACUUUAUUCUGUCCUCUCAGACUGCCAUUCACCGAGAGUACCGUGCUGAACUAGAACGCUUGAAGGAAGAAAAUGGAGAGGCACUGCUCCUUCUGGACAAAUGCAGCAAUCUCUCCCAGGGAGCUGCCUCCGCACGUAAACGAUGCUACAAGGGGCAGGUGUAUGAUUACCCACAGAUCCUGCAGGAAUCAUCAUUUUGUGUGGUUUUGAGAGGGGCUCGUUUGGGUCAGGCUGCCCUCAGCGAUGUGCUUCAGGCUGGUUGUGUCCCUGUCAUCCUUGCUGACUCCUACAUUCUGCCAUUCUCUGAAGUACUUGACUGGAAAAGGGCAUCUGUGGUUAUUCCAGAGGAGAAGCUCUCUGAAAUGUACACCAUCCUGAAGAGCAUUCCUCACCGACAAGUGGAAGAGAUGCAGAGACAGGCACGCUGGUUCUGGGAGGCCUACUUCAGCUCCAUGAAGGCGAUUGGCCUGACAACGCUGCAGAUCAUCAAUGACCGCAUCUACCCGUAUGCUGCACGUACUUAUGAGCAGUGGAACAAUCCACCUGUCGUGAAGUGGUCCAGUGUGAACAGUCCUCUGUUCUUGCCACUUAUCCCACCAAGAGCACCUGGGUUCACAGCAGUGGUGCUCACCUACGACCGCGUUGAGAGUCUCUUCAGGGUCAUCACAGAAAUCUCCAAGGUGCCUAGCUUGGCUAAGCUGCUGGUUGUGUGGAAUAACCAGAACAAGAGUCCUCCUGAGGAGUCUCUCUGGCCAAAGAUCGGUGUUCCUCUUAAAGUUGUGCGAACAAAGGAGAACAAGCUGAGUAACCGUUUUUUCCCCUACGACGAGAUCGAGACAGAAGCUGUGCUGGCAAUUGAUGAUGACAUCAUCAUGCUGACAUCUGACGAACUGCAGUUUGGCUAUGAGGUAUGGAGGGAGUUCCCGGACAGGCUGGUGGGCUACCCAGGCCGGCUGCAUCUCUGGGACCAUGAGAUGGGGAAGUGGAAAUAUGAGUCGGAGUGGACCAAUGAGGUCUCUAUGGUUCUAACAGGAGCUGCCUUUUACCACAAGUACUUCAACUAUUUGUACACAUACAAGAUGCCAGGAGACAUCAAGAACUGGGUGGAUGCCCACAUGAACUGUGAGGAUAUUGCUAUGAACUUCCUGGUGGCUAACAUCACAGGCAAAGCUCCCAUAAAGGUGACCCCCAGGAAAAAGUUCAAGUGUCCAGAGUGUACUGCCAUAGAUGGACUGUCACUGGAUCAGACACACAUGGUGGAGAGAUCUGAGUGCAUUAACAAGUUUGCGUCGGUUUUUGGCACAAUGCCUCUGAAGGUGGUGGAGCACCGUGCAGACCCAGUUCUCUAUAAAGACGACUUUCCAGAGAAGCUCAAGAGCUUCCCCAACAUCGGCAGCCUCUGACCAGCCUGCAACAGAUGUUUGGACCUCGUCACAGCCUCAACUCAUCAUUUGCCACCAUCACCAUCAUCUUUUCUACCAAGAUAUCAGUAUUCAGACUGAACUGGUAUAUCACCUCCCAGUUUAGUCAACACUCACAUUUCCACUGAUUUGGUUUAAAAUAUAAAUUCUACACUAAUCUAAACACUAAUGUUACAUGAACUGCUGUUGGAGUGUUAAAGAGAGGUAAAGAUUUGAUGGACAGACUGACUGAUUGGAGGCUUGUGGUCCCUUAUGGUUGCUGUUUUGGAGCUGGAAACUUUGGGCUACAGCUCCUCUGGAAUCAGUGUAUACAGUGUAUAUAUACUAUACAUAUAUAUAUAUAUUUUGCAGCAGUGCUGUUUAAUAGUCAUAAUUUAUGAUGCUAUCGCCAGGAUUUUUUUUUCUUCAAAGACUUGGACAUGGAUCUGAAUCUUUUGGUUGUAUUGUAUGACAAGAAAAAGUAAUACAUGUUUAAUUUACAUGAUAUGUAGUUUAUGAUUCAGCAACAUAUCUAUGUUGGGUUUAUCAAAUGUGAUAUAACACAAUCCACGGUGGCCAGCAGAUAAUGUACAGUAAAUGGUUCACAGGAGGUCAGUUUUACACAAUCUGAUGGGACCAUUAGACAAAGCUAGUAUCAUAAGUCUAAUAUUUAGAGUUGAGCAGCUGCCAGUUUAAUAAAAUAAAGUGUUGCUGAGCUACUGUAACAUCUUCAAUUGUAAGUUGAUACUGCCGAGGGAAGCCUUUCUUUAUAUUUAUACAUAAAAAAGCGGCGGUGCUAGUGCAGUGUCCCCUGACUCAUGCCUUGAGUUGAAUUGUGCAUAUGAACACUGCAUUAAUUAUUUGUUUGCCAUGCAUAUGAAGUCAUACUGUAUCAAUAGACAAAUCUACAUGUUUUUCAAAACAUUGUAUAAAGCAACUGUUGCAAUGCCUGGUCUUUUUUUUUUUUUACCAUUUUAUUGUAGCUGUUGCGUGUGUGUUUAUAUUGUUUUGUGUCCCCUUCAUCAUUAGAUGUCAAAGCUCCCCUGAGUAGGUUAUAACAUGGAGAGCAGUGCAGUCUUCAGAUGUUAACAUUUUCCUGUGUUGUUUUUAUUUGCCUUUUUUCAUUUUCAUAAGGUCAGUUGAAAUUGUUUUAAUUUUUUGCUUGUGACUGAUUUUAUGUAUCCAUGACUUUUCAUACAUGAUAAAUAAAGACCACACUUAAGUGA